Aureobasidium namibiae CBS 147.97 is the source of this 732-nucleotide messenger RNA. RefSeq names its product DUF396-domain-containing protein. Gene Ontology annotation, cellular component: endoplasmic reticulum membrane; COPII-coated ER to Golgi transport vesicle; Golgi membrane. Gene Ontology annotation, biological process: endoplasmic reticulum to Golgi vesicle-mediated transport. The transcript is spliced from 2 exons. Gene Ontology annotation, molecular function: COPII receptor activity. NCBI's taxonomy places the organism in Eukaryota, Fungi, Ascomycota, Dothideomycetes, Dothideales, Saccotheciaceae. Bases 1 to 732 code for a protein of 243 amino acids. The record is from RefSeq and is a predicted model, not a curated record.
AUGUGGAUUCUACCUCUGGUCGGCUAUCUAGGCCUUGCUCUUGGAUUCGCCUUCCUGACACUCGCCAUCGCAUCUGGCCUGUACUAUCUCUCAGAACUGGUCGAAGAACAUACCGUCCUGGCUAAAAAGCUCUUGACUCGGUUGAUAUAUCUGGUUGUCGCUUUUCAAAUACUGCUGGCUCUGUUCGACAAGUUUCCGCUUGGGCUUUCGGCUCUUGCUAUCGCCAGUCAUGGUGUUUACCACCAGAAUCUACGCCGCUUUCCUAUUGUCAAGCUUACGGACCCCAUCUUCUUGCUGUCUUGCGCACUCGUCCUUCUAAACCAUUGGCUCUGGUUCCGCCAUUUCUCUGCGCCGCCUUCGUCACCUCCCAGACACUACAACUACUACGCUCCGAACGAGUCCAUCCCAAGCUUUAGCGAAGUGGCUGCUUUCUUCGGCCUCCAGGUCUGGCUUGUGCCUUUCGCACUCUUCGUUUCGUUAUCUGCUGGCGAGAACGUCUUGCCGAGCAUGGGAAGUGAAUAUGCUACCGGCGCUGGAAGCAGUUUCAUCUCUGCCGGAAAGGAGCCAGACAACGCUGCAACUGCUUAUGCUUCGGCACCUGGUGUGCGCAGAUCGCGCUCCGGAACAAAUGCUGGUAUGGCCAAGGCUGCUGUCAAUGGUGUUCGCGAAUGGAUUGGUGAAACCGGAGAGCUCAUGGGUUUCUGGAGAGGCGAGCGAACGAGGCCAUUCUGA